CCCAACAUUACGUGUAGUGGACUUCUAACACAGCGUUGGUUUGACACGUUGCAAAGCCCCCUUUUACUUCGUUAAUACUUUUGGACUUGUAGUUUUUGAGACACCGGCUCACCAUUGAGUGAAACGACAAACGACUAUUGUUAAUCACUACAAUUCCCAGCGUGCACCGCAGUGGUCGGAGUUUGCGCAGUGAGUGGGUCCUGUGUAGGCGAGCGGUGUGUAGGUGAAACGGUCUGGUAUGUCUACAUGAAACAAAACAAUAUUACACAAUUCAUAGGUCAUCGCCAUGGAUCCGGCCUGGCGUCAGCAGGGUCGGGGUCGUGGCCGGGGUCAGCCACAGGGUCAAGCGUCACGACCUCAGAGAGAGAGGGCAACAGAAUCCGCUAACACACCGAGUGGUGUGUGGGCUGGAGAUGGGAGGGGGAGAGGAGGAGAUGGGAGGGGGAGAGGGGGAGAUGGGAGAGGAGGAGAUGGGAGGGGGAAGAACACUACUGGUCCUACACAGCUACACCCUGUUAACAGAGGGAAGAACAUGGCAGCACCUUCACAACACGCUGCGUCGAGCCAAUCCAAGUUCGAGGAGAUCAGGAAGUCCAACCAGGCUGCUGCUCAGCGAUUGGUUCAGAGCCAGUACAGCUCCUCCUCAGACGAGGAUGCCGAUGAUAUAGUUGAUGACGGUGGGAAGGUCCAGGUGAAGGACGGUAAACGAGGGAAGAUUCUGGCCUCCGCGCUCACCACCUACACGGACCAGACCGGUGGCGAUGUAACAGACCUAGAGAGAACUCGUCAGUACCUGAGUGAUGCGUUCCAGUCCGGUGCGAUAACCUGCCUGAUCUGCAUCGCCUCCGUCAAGAGAAACCAGGCUGUAUGGAGUUGUACUGGUUGUUUCUGUCUGUUCCAUAUCCCCUGUAUUCAGAAGUGGGCUAAGGACUCGGUCUUUCUCCUCUCCUCUGUCACCGAUGAAGACUUUGGGAAGAAAGAUCACCCCUGGCCUUGCCCUAAAUGUCGUUAUGAGUACAGCCCCUCCCAGACCCCCAGUAGGUAUGUCUGUUACUGUGGAAAGGUACAGGAUCCACCUCUGGACCCAUGGCUGUUACCUCACUCCUGUGGGCUGGUCUGUGACAGAGCCUUGAACCCAGCGUGUGGACACCGCUGCCUGCUGCUAUGUCAUCCAGGCCCCUGUCCACCCUGUCCUAAGAUGGUAUCGGUGAGCUGUAUGUGUUCUAAGGCCACGCCCGUCCCGCGCCGCUGUAGCAACAAACCCUGGAGCUGUCAGAAGACCUGCGGCAAGACCCUGCCCUGUAAACAACACACCUGUAACAGCAGCUGUCACUCAGGUGUGUGUCAGCCGUGUCCGAGGGUCAGUGUCCAGAGGUGUGUCUGUGGACAGGAGGAGGCAGAGAGACUGUGUGCCAGCCCUGUGUGGCACUGCCAACAGCUGUGUGGUCGUCCUCUCUCCUGUGGUAAUCAUACAUGUGAGAGAAUGUGUCAUUCAGGUCUGUGUGGGGCGUGUCCUCGAUCUGGCAACAGAGCCUGUCCCUGCGGCAAGUCAAAGAGUUCUCUCCCCUGUACUGAGGAUGUCCCCACCUGCGGUGACACCUGUGACAAGGUGAUGGAAUGUGGCUUACACACCUGUUCCAUGAGGUGUCACAGAGGGGCCUGUGAAACCUGCAGACAGGAGGUAGAGAAACAGUGUCGCUGUGGGAAGUACACGCGUGUGAUGCCGUGUCAUAAGGAGUAUCUUUGUGAGUCUAAAUGCCCCAACACCAGAGGCUGUUCACGGCAUCAGUGCAGGAGGAAGUGCUGCUCAGGUAACUGCCCACCAUGUGACCAGAGCUGUGGACGAUCGCUGGGCUGCCGAAACCACAAAUGUCCCUCCGUCUGUCACCAAGGAAGCUGUUAUCCCUGUCCUGAGACUGUGGAUGUCAAGUGUGUGUGUGGAUCCACCUCUCUGACUGUUCCCUGUGGGAGGGAGAGGACUACCAAGCCCCCACGCUGUAAAGAACUGUGCAGGUCUCCCUCGUCCUGCCACCACGCCAGCAGAGAGACCCAUCGCUGCCACCCUGGUCCCUGUCCUCCCUGUCGCCAGGUCUGUCUCCUGGCCCUGCCGCGAUGCCAACACCCCUGUCCUCAACCCUGCCACGACCAGGUUAUGGUGAAGACCAGCGACAGGGUCCUAGCGGGCCCGUGGGAGCAGUCUGCAGAACCGGCGUUUGUCCGUAAAGCUCUGCCCUGCCCACCCUGCCUGGUCCCAAUACCCACGGCCUGUCUUGGAGAGCAUGAGGUGAGCCCCGUCCCAUGCCACCGUCGAGGGCCUUUCUCCUGUCAGCGUGUCUGUGGUCGAACCCUGACCUGUGGUAACCAUAGCUGCACCAAGGACUGUCACCGUGUCACCGCGGCAACCAACAAACUACAGGCGGGUCCAGAGUGUGUGGUGUGUGAAGAGGGGUGUGUUAACCCUCGCCCCCCUGGCUGUCCCCACCUGUGCCCGUUGCCGUGCCACCCGGGGUCGUGCCCCCCCUGCCAACAGAUGACCCGACAACGCUGUCACUGCAAGAUCUCCCUGCUCUACAUAGACUGCCUGACGUUCAGAAGUGCUGAAGUUGAGUCCAAAGCUGAUCUGGGGUCCUGUAAGAACCAAUGUCCUAAACAGUUGAGUUGUGGUCAUCAUUGUAAGGACCUGUGUCACCCAGGACAUUGUGAGGAUAAAUGUUCCCACAGGGUCAAACUGAAGUGUCCCUGCAAGAGGAUUAAAAAGGAGCUGCUGUGUUUUAAAGCCAGACAGGACCAGACUCAGGUGGACUGUAAUGAAGUAUGUAGAGCUCUACGCAGAAAGGUUAACGAGGUGAAAGAAGCAGAAGAGAAUGCAGCCCUGGAGGAAGAGAGGAAGCAACAACAGGCUGAGUUGGAAGCCUUUGAGAAGCGUCAGAAGGGCAGACGUAAGAAGCGAGGGAGGAGAGGAGAGGAGGAGGAGGAGGAGGAGGGUGGUUGGAAGAAGUAUAGAGCGGUGGUCAUGGUGUCUCUGGGUGGAGUUCUACUGGCUGCUGUCGCUUUCUAUCUCAUACACCUGGGUUAGACAGACACACACACACACACACACACACACACACCAUCACACACACACCAUCACACACACACCAACACACACACACACACACACACACACACACCAUCACACACACACACACACCAUCACACACACACACCAUCACACACACCAUCACACACACACCAUCACACACACCAUCACCUCGCAGGCAGGCAGACAGACAGACAGACAGGCAGGCAGGCAGACACUCUACCUGGUUCAGAUGAUGAUAAGAUCAGCUGUCUACAGUAGCAGCAGAGGAGAGAGAACCAAUAUUACUUCCUGUUUCUCUGUAAAUCUGAAUGAUUUAUGAUCCAUUAGGAUGGGUCUGGAAAUGGAACCCCAUUAGGAUGGGUCUGGAAAUGGAACCCCAUUAGGAUGGGUCUGGAAAUGGAACCCCAUUAGGAUGGGUCUGGAAAUGGAACCCCAUUAGGAUGGGUCUGGAAAUGCAACCCCAUUAGGAUGGGUCUGGAAUGGAACCCCAUUAGGAUGGGUCUGGAAAUGGAACCCCAUUAGGAUGGGUCUGGAAUGGAACCCCAUUAGGAUGGGUCUGGAAAUGCAACCCCAUUAGGAUGGGUCUGGAAUGGAACCCCAUUAGGAUGGGUCUGGAAAUGGAACCCCAUUAGGAUGGGUCUGGAAAUGGAACCCCAUUAGGAUGGGUCUGGAAAUGGAACCCCAUUAGGAUGGGUCUGGAAAUGGAACCCCAUUAGGAUGGGUCUGGAAUGGAACCCCAUUAGGAUGGGUCUGGAAAUGCAACCCCAUUAGGAUGGGUCUGGAAAUGGAACCCCAUUAGGAUGGGUCUGGAAUGGAACCCCAUUAGGAUGGGUCUGGAAAUGGAACCCCAUUAGGAUGGGUCUGGAAAUGGAACCCCAUUAGGAUGGGUCUGGAAAUGGAACCCCAUUAGGAUGGGUCUGGAAUGGAACCCCAUUAGGAUGGGUCUGGAAUGGAACCCCAUUAGGAUGGGUCUGGAAUGGAACCCCAUUAGGAUGGGUCUGGAAAUGGAACCCCAUUAGGAUGGGUCUGGAAAUGGAACCCCAUUAGGAUGGGUCUGGAAUGGAACCCCAUUAGGAUGGGUCUGGAAAUGGAACCCCAUUAGGAUGGGUCUGGAAAUGGAACCCCAUUAGGAUGGGUCUGGAAAUGGAACCCCAUUAGGAUGGGUCUGGAAUGGAACCCCAUUAGGAUGGGUCUGGAAAUGGAACCCCAUUAGGAUGGGUCUGGAAUGGAACCCCAUUAGGAUGGGUCUGGAAAUGCAACCCAGUGCACUGUUAGACCUCAUAGGGAAUAGGGCAUAUUUAGUCUUAUUAUUACAAGUUAUUCUUAUUACUAACAGGAUUUCUAUUGUUAUGAAUUACACCUUCUCAUCUGGAUCUCGGAGUAGAGAUGCUGCUGAUCUAGGAUCAGUCGUCCUUAGCAUCUUAUUCAUCAUGAAAUGACAAAACUGAACUCGGGUCAGCGUUCAUCUCUCUGUUGAGUCAACAUCAGUGUGUGAUUUGGGGAUUUGUUUCUGUCCUGAUGAUUUAUUGGGACUUUUGUUUUGUGUAAUAAAAAUAAAAUAUGAAUUUGGAAAUAA
Messenger RNA from Salmo salar (Atlantic salmon), 4658 nucleotides. NCBI's taxonomy places the organism in Eukaryota, Metazoa, Chordata, Actinopteri, Salmoniformes, Salmonidae. The record is from RefSeq and is a predicted model, not a curated record.